AUGAGAUGAACCUCGCUGUUCCUCAGCAACCGUGACGUCACAGCCACAACCAAUCGGAGGCUUCGCAGCUCUCUCACACACCUAUCGCGAGGUUAUCAAAUUAGCCUCGUUAGUGAGGUAGCGGUCGGAGCUGGAUUCUGUACAGGCGCCUGACUGUUUUUUAUUCUUCUAGAAGCAUCAAGACGACUUCACUUGGUUGAUCUAUUGAUAGUUUUUUGUCCCUGCGUGAAAGUAAACUCAGCGGACCUUGGUUUUGACGGUUCCCAAUGAUGAGUUAUGCUGAAAAGCCAGAGGACAUAACAAAAGAGGAGUGGAUGGACAAAUUAAACAAUGUUCACAUUCAGAGGGCGGACAUGAAUAGGCUCAUCAUGAAUUACUUGGUGACAGAGGGCUUCAAAGAGGCAGCAGAAAAGUUUCGGAUGGAGUCAGGAAUUGAGCCCAGUGUGGAUUUGGAUUCUUUGGAUGAAAGAAUUAAGAUUAGAGAGAUGAUCCUGAAGGGACAGAUCCAAGAAGCUAUCGCGCUCAUCAACAGCCUACACCCAGAGCUACUGGACACAAACCGAUACUUGUAUUUCCAUCUGCAGCAGCAACAUUUGAUUGAGCUAAUCAGGCUAAGAGAGACUGAGUCGGCCCUGGAGUUUGCUCAGACGCAGCUUGCAGAACAGGGGGAAGAGAGCCGAGAGUGUCUGACGGAGAUGGAGCGAACGCUCGCCCUCCUGGCCUUCGACAACCCCGAGGAGUCGCCCUUCGGAGACCUGCUCAACAUGAUGCAGCGGCAAAAGGUGUGGAGUGAGGUGAACCAAGCCGUGCUGGACUAUGAAAACAGGGAGUCGACCCCUAAACUGGCUAAACUCCUGAAGUUACUGCUGUGGGCUCAAAACGAGUUGGACCAGAAGAAGGUUAAAUAUCCUAAAAUGACGGACCUCAGCACCGGCGUCAUUGAGGACCCCAAGUGAACGUAAAAAAAAAUAAAAAAUCAGUCGUCACCUACACGUCUACUUAAUUUAUGAUCCGCCAGCGACUGCGUUACAACCGGGUAACAUGUUGUACAGUUUUUUUUUUGUUUGUUUUUUUUUAUUUUCACGUCAUUUAUACUCAUCGUGGAAACGGUAGUUGCUGUAUUUGCAAAAUGACACAAAUGUUUCAGUUCAAAUACAGUUUCUGGGUUUUACAAAAUUCAA
Molecule: messenger RNA, 1181 nt
Organism: Gambusia affinis (western mosquitofish)
Lineage: Eukaryota; Metazoa; Chordata; Actinopteri; Cyprinodontiformes; Poeciliidae
Product: glucose-induced degradation protein 8-B homolog
Exons: 5
Coding region: 267-956 (229 amino acids)
Biological process (GO): positive regulation of canonical Wnt signaling pathway; proteasome-mediated ubiquitin-dependent protein catabolic process
Cellular component (GO): cytoplasm; nucleus
Molecular function (GO): protein binding
Source: RefSeq, a predicted model, not a curated record